AAGGUGUGGCUAGGGCUGCUGCAAAUGCAAUCAUGGCUGAAGAUUUUUCUGUCCUUUUAAAGCCAUUUUUAAUCACAGCUAUUAAAGAAUUGUCUUCUAAAUCUGAUUCAAUAUUCUCCACUGAGCAAUGCUUGACAUUACUAGAUCUAACUGACCACCCAUCAACCUCAAGUGAAUCCAAGAGUGAAUCAGUAUCUACCAUCUCCUCCUCUGAUGGACUCAGUUUAAUAACUGGCUAUCCACCUUACCCACUGUACAAUAGACUUGCUACAGUAUUAGCACACUGGAUGAAAACUGGUCACUGCCCUGUUCUUGAUUUACCAGAGAUGUUUCUCCUCAACGAGACGGCCAUUAUUGAAAUAAGGAAGGAAAGGAUAGAAGGAUUGACUCCUAAACUGAAGGGUGCUUACUCUCUUUGGGAUUUUUGGUCUGAUGAUGAAAAGAGAUUCUUCCUUACAGAAACACUUCAAACACUAGGAAUGAGAGGUGUAAUGGAUCUGCUAGGUAUAAGGCAGACAGUUGGUAGUGUUGAUGUAUUGCCUCCGUCACGAGAAACUCUCCUCUCAUCAUUUGUAAAGCUUCACUGUCCACCUGCUAAAUUAACAGUAGGAGCAAGAGCUUUGACUAAGCAUCAUCAUCGGGAUGACACUACAAGCUGGUGGGGAAAAGCUACAGGAAGUGAAGAUGAAAAGAAUAAACAUGCAUUGGCACUAAUUCAUAGAAUACUUGAUAAUGCCACAUGGAUUAAUAUACACUGUUUGCCUCAUGAUCUACAAGUAGUAGAAAUGAGGACAGUGGAAGGAUAUGGUGCAAGAUGGCUGCUAGAUGGCACAGAAUUUCGUGGGUUUCUUGAACCACAGAUGGAGGACGGUCAUGCUGUUGGAUGGAGACACUAGAGAACAUUAAUAGAAUUUUAAAUUAUAUUAGGUAUUAUUGCUAUUUUUUAUUUCUGUCAAUAUCAACUGAAACAAUUAUAGUUUUAUUUAGACCAGCAAUGUUCUGUA
Amphimedon queenslandica is the source of this 1004-nucleotide messenger RNA. RefSeq lists its product as uncharacterized. Lineage: Eukaryota; Metazoa; Porifera; Demospongiae; Haplosclerida; Niphatidae. The record is from RefSeq and is a predicted model, not a curated record. The transcript is spliced from 7 exons. The coding region runs from base 33 to 896 and encodes 287 amino acids.